Molecule: messenger RNA, 8964 nt
Organism: Scophthalmus maximus (turbot)
Lineage: Eukaryota; Metazoa; Chordata; Actinopteri; Pleuronectiformes; Scophthalmidae
Gene: kcna1b
Product: potassium voltage-gated channel, shaker-related subfamily, member 1b
Exons: 2
Coding region: 828-2318 (496 amino acids)
Biological process (GO): potassium ion transmembrane transport; protein homooligomerization
Cellular component (GO): voltage-gated potassium channel complex; paranode region of axon; dendrite
Molecular function (GO): delayed rectifier potassium channel activity; protein binding
Source: RefSeq, a predicted model, not a curated record
UUCACUCACUCACUUCUUUUUUCUCACUCUACAUGAAAUCCUGCAAUAUGCUUCUAAUUUACCGACACGUCUCCUCUCUCUCUCCAUUACGCGCCCGUAGCGCGGGACAUUAAACCGGUUUCCCUCCUUUAAAUCCUCCGCGUUUUUCUUUCUUAUUUUCUCUCCCCCUCUUUUUUUUAAAAAUACCGCAGGAGGAAGAAGAAGAAGAAAAACAGCGGCGAGCCUCGUUGUGCUGAUGCUGCAGUGUCCCGUGCUGCUCCCGGUUCUCCCUCCCUCCAUCACACCGGGACACUGAUCCUCCUCCUCCUCCUCUUCUCCUCGUUUCUCCUCUUUCUGCACCUCCUUGAUGUGAUGAUGAUGAUUAUAAUAAACAACUGUCCGUCGGGGUGUUUGGAGCUGAGCCGCGGUUCUCCGCCGUCUGAAGCCUCCUCUUCCUCCUCUUCCUCCUCCUCCUCCUCCUCCUCCUGCGGGCUGCUCAGGUCGGCGCUGAAAACCAACACCAAGAGGAUACGGAUGUUGACCAAGACAAACAUAGUCUAUUAAUAUUUCAGAGAUACUGUAAAGCGAUAUAUUAGUAUUACAGCCCGGUGGCCGGUGGGGAAGGUGCGCACGCCGAGGACGGACUGUCCGACCUCCUGCUCUCCAGCUCCGCUGCAGGUGAUGAAGCUCUGAAGACGAUGGUGAUGAUGAUGAUGAUGAUGGAGAUGGAGGCUCUGCACAGCUCCAGGUCUCACUAGGAGCUUCCGUCCCCCCCCGACCCUGCUCCACUCCCUUCCUCUUCCUCACACCACUUCCUCUUCCGGUCCUCCACCCCCCCACCAGGAAGGAUGACUGUGGUGUCCACAGACAACAUGGACGAGACCUCCACCCUGCCCGGUCACCCGCAGGACCCCUACCCGCCCGACGACGACCAGGACGACCACGACUGCUGCGAGCGGGUGGUCAUCAACAUCUCGGGGCUGCGCUUCGAGACCCAGCUCAAGACCCUCGCCCAGUUCCCGGAGACGCUCCUCGGCAACCCCAAGAAGAGGAUGCGCUACUUCGACCCCCUGCGAAACGAGUACUUCUUUGACCGGAAUCGUCCGAGCUUCGACGCCAUCUUGUAUUACUACCAAUCCGGCGGCAGGUUGAGAAGACCGGUCAACGUGCCUCUGGAUAUGUUCUCGGAGGAGAUUAAAUUCUAUGAACUCGGCGCGGAGGCUAUGGAGAAGUUUCGUGAGGACGAAGGCUUCAUUCGGGAGGAGGAGCGACCAUUGCCGGAGAAGGAGUUCCAGCGGCAGAUCUGGCUCCUCUUCGAGCAUCCCGAGAGCUCCGGUCCGGCCCGAGGGAUCGCCAUCGUCUCCGUGAUGGUGAUUCUUAUUUCAAUAGUCAUAUUUUGUUUGGAGACACUACCAGAGUUGAAGGAGGAUUCCAGCUACCGGAUGCGGAUCGUGGGGAACACGACCGUGUACUACAAACCAAACGUCCUCACGGACCCGUUCUUCGUGGUGGAGACUCUGUGCAUCAUCUGGUUUUCCUUUGAGUUGAUAGUUCGGUUUUUCGCCUGCCCCAGCAAGGCGGCGUUCUUCAAAAACAUGAUGAACUCUAUCGACAUUGUGGCUAUAAUCCCGUACUUCAUCACACUGGGCACAGAGCUGGCCGACGACCCAGACAGCAAGGAGGGCAAGGGUGGAGGGGAGCAGGCCACGUCUCUGGCUAUUCUCAGGGUCAUCCGUCUGGUGAGAGUGUUCAGGAUCUUCAAGUUGUCCCGACAUUCGAAGGGGCUCCAGAUUCUGGGGCAAACUCUGAAGGCGAGCAUGCGGGAGCUGGGCCUCCUCAUCUUCUUCCUCUUCAUCGGCGUCAUCCUCUUCUCCAGCGCCGUCUACUUUGCGGAGGCCGAGGAGAAGGAGUCGUUCUUCACCAGCAUCCCCGACGCCUUCUGGUGGGCCGUGGUGUCUAUGACGACCGUCGGUUACGGGGACAUGUACCCCGUGACCAUCGGAGGGAAGAUCGUGGGCUCGCUGUGCGCCAUCGCCGGCGUGCUCACCAUCGCGCUGCCGGUGCCGGUCAUCGUGUCCAACUUCAACUACUUCUACCACCGGGAGACGGAGGGCGAGGAGCAGGCCCAGCUGCUCAACGUCAGCAACCAGAACCUGGCGUCGGACACCAACUCGAGUCGCCGGAGCUCGUCGGGCGUCAGCAAGUCGGAGUACAUGGAGAUAGACGAGGACAUGAACAACAGCAUCGAUAACUUCAGGGAAGCGAACCUCAGAACUGCCAACUGCACGGCGCCGAGCCAGAACUGUGUGAACAAGACGAAACUGCUCACCGACGUGUGAGGCGGCGGCGGCGGCGGCGUCCGACGCGCCGGUGUAAAUAUUGUAGAAAUAUCUGGAUGCUUUAUCUCCAUUGGUGCAUUUUAUUCUCUUCUUUUGCAUAGAUACAUUCACACAUAUGUGAAUACUCACAUAGUUUAAACGGCACACGUUGUAAACUUGUAAGAGGAAAGGCCGAGUUCUUUCAUCAGAAAACAACAAGAACAAACUAUCUAGAGGUUUGUUCGGCAAUAGGACAAAGACCGGCAGGUGUCAGAGGAGAUUUUUGAUAAAAUAUUCCAUUAAGUUAGUUUCUUGUUCCCUUGAAUUCCUGAACUUAAUCCACAUAACUGAAGGGAAAACACACAUUUUGCACAUCGAGGUCAGUUGGUCAGUGUCAGCGAGUGAUCGUCCUCUAACGUCUUCAACGUCUCCGGAUCAUCUUUGUCCUUUCUUCAGAAGGAAAAACAGAAACCCUGAUGUCAGUGACGUCACGUGACCCUCACAACAGGGACAACAGGGUGGACACGCACUUCCGUCCAGGUUAGGGUGAUGAAAACACAAGCUGGUGUUCAUCCUUCACGUCUGCUGUAAAAAAGAAAAAGAAAAAGCCACUUCAAAGUCUCAACUUCCAUUUCCUCCGGAGCUCUUAGUGGAAACAGAGAGAGACGUGACGUGAAUCCUGUAGCUCUGGUGACCUGGACGGAGGCGAUCCAGACGAGAUGAGGAAGGUUUGUAUGUACAGAGUCCUUCGCUUGUGACCACAAGCUUUCACAAAGAGUCACUACGACAGAAUCCAGAACAGGUCGAGGGUUCCAACGACUAGAGCGACCAAGGAAAACGAGUGCGAUGAGGAAUAAUUUGCCAUUUUUUAGAGCACAGAUUACGAUAUUAUUCAAACAAAAGCAUCUCCUCCACACGACCCGGCUUCGGACCACAAGACUCAACUUUCAGGGUCAAAAAAAGACAAAAGGACGAGACGACGAAGCCCGACUGAGGUUGAAGAACAUGUUUCGAGGACUCGCGUUGCGCUGGAUUAACAGUCGGCGGCUUUUUGGGGGAAAACUUAAACGGCGGAUGUUGAAGUUUUUCCAGGCACCUUAUGAGAAGAGAACAGGACGUGUGUCGAGCCUCGCGGAGGAUUAUCUCACUGCAGGUCGGCGGGAGGUUUCCCUGUCUGAUGCCAUGCAACACUCCUUUAUAUAGAAGCAUGUGGAGACUCUCUUCUCUUAUAUCGGCAUGCGACACCAUGUUACCUCAUUUCUUAUUUCUUACGCUUUGUUUUUCCUUCUUCGACCUUCAUCUUCUCCUCGCGGAAUCUUUUUUCUCUCAUUUGUUUUUCACCAAAAGUGCACUGGCUAUUCAUUAUGGUUUUAAGUUCUUUCAAGGCAUUUACGUGUUGAAUGUUAACGCACUAGGGGAACACUUCUUUUCGGAAGAUCACGGCAUGUCAAAACACUGAAGCGCUGUGGCCUCAUUAGCUAUGGUAGAGCUUACGUAUACUCAAUGCAUGAUAGUCAGUAUUUAAUUGCUUGCAGUUGUGGAGGACCAAGACGAUGAUCCUCCUCAUUAUGUCAAGCUCACAGGAUCUGGUGCAUGACGGAGCUAACGGCCGGACGAGACACAACAAAACUAAAACACAAGAAGAGACAUAUCAGGGAUCUCUUUCAAAAAAAAAAGGACAUUUCAGAAAUUACACCCUCCUUUUUUAAUGAAUUCAAAGCUUCGAUCUUUGACGAUGAAGUGCACGGGAUCAUUACAUGUGAUUUUUAAUUUAAAGAGUUUCAAGGAAGCGAAGCAGCGGCGUUCAACACAUGUUCAUAGAUCACAAAUUAGUUUCUAGUGCCUUCAACUCCGUCUCAUUACCGAAUUGAGUAAAGUGCCUCCGGUGACAACAGAUGACAAAGACAUUUUACCACGUGCAGCUUCACUUCUCCUGCCAUGAACAUGCACUUCUCCCUGCACACGUGGAAAAGAAGAGGGUUAUUAUAUAUGUACACACACGCAUGAAAAUAUUCCUUAAUCCCGAACCAGAUUUAUUGGGCCUGAACAAACUUUCCUGGACGAUGACACGCGGCUGCAGCGCACGUUGAGCAAGACGAUGAACUGAAAUGUGGAUGUUUGUAUGGAAGUCAAAGUUGUUUGGUCUUUUCGUGUGCCGGUAGUUGGACAUCCUUAGAAUUCCAGUACUUUUCAUAAUUGUGGCCAUUGUGACGAUCGCCCUUGUGGAGAUGUUGUAAACGCAGAUCACGUCAAACACAGGGAUUCUCAGAAAGCUUCUGAAAAAUCAACUUCAACGCUAAAAAGUCUAAUAGCCGGAUUAGCUAUUGUAGCUAACUCCAUAGGGAUUGACAGAUGGCUCGUCUGUGAACGAAGCUGUUUGCUUAGCUGACUUUCCAAAUGUCUAUUCUCUGAAUCCCAGCUAAUUCAACUACUGUAGCUGAACACAUUCUGUCUGUUGACCAAUGAAACCAGCUGUUGUGUUAGCCAACAAACAAAGUCCCUGUGUAAAGUCACCGACAUCAAACACAAGCAGACACAUACAUUAGCCCUGGAUUAGCUGCAGACAGCUAGCUAAGGUAGCUUUUAGCUUAGCCAACUUGCAGUUGGCCAUCUGCAGUUAAAUGCAGAAUCUGGCUUUAACAAAAGCAAAAGUCUUACAAAGGUUUUGAGUGUUUGGUCCAACGGCCUCCGAGUUUUCUUUUCUUUGGUUUCAGGGAAGUGAAACGUGUCUUUGGUUCGGACAGAUGGUUCAGAAAAGAUUCAAAAGCUCAUUCAUGGUGAUCCAUGAAAGUUAAGCUGUUUGUCCUGGUGCCUGGUUUUGACCAUGUUGUGUUUCAGGAAUAUCUACAGUAUCUGUAGGGCGCGUUGUUGUCUGUUGUAUCAGGAAUACGUCAUCUACUGUCAAUCUUCUAUUAUUUCCACACGUGUCUGAGACUAAAUAUUCAACAUUUUUCUUAUUGUCAACAAAUUUGACGUGCAGAAGCAAACCAGCACUGUGGCAGUUUGUCCUGAAGCUCUUACUUCCUGAUUCCCUCUGAGCUCAUUGGCUCCUGCUGAGAUUUAAUGGAGGAAACUGGGGACUAUUGUCCGUUUGGGAUUGAUCCACAUGUCUUUGCUGUCCGAUGAAGAGUGUGGGGUUGUGUUGAGGUGAUGAAGGAACAUUCGAGCUCUGUGGUUCAGCGGAUCACAUACAAACUGUAUAGAAGGAGAUGAAUUGGAAGUUGAUGACGAGAAGAGAAGUGUCGGUUGAAGAAGCCUCCGUGUUUCCGACCUACUGAGCACACGACCUUGACGUCCUCGGUAUCUGCGGUUCUGUUCUGCAGCGCAACAACUCCUUUUCUUUUAAAGGACUCAGAUCUGCAGCACUUUCUCCUCUUCGCUCUCUUAUCAGCCGCCGCGGCCGGAGGCGUCUGUGAACUGAGCCGAGCGUCGUCCUCCGGCUGCACCGAACACUGCCGCUCUCUGACGACUGGGACCAAAACCCCUCUGCUGACAAUUAGAUCUGCUCCUGUAAAAAUGAAUCUCGACACGCGUCGUUUUGUUUCUGUAAAAAACUGACCAUAACAUGAGCCUGUCUGUAGCUGGUCCACCUCACGUUUCCCCUCCGACCUUCUGCAUCUUCUUCAACGUUGUCUAUGUGCGAUUGAGGCCGACGUUGUCCAGCAUCUUAGGAAGAUGAUAAAGGGUCUUUUUGUCCGUCCGAGUGCUCGGAUGUGGAGAGUUGUGAGGUACAGUCAGUGUUUCCUCUGCAGAGCCGCGUUCAUCUGAACGUUACCACCAGCAUUAGUCAUUCUGCAUGCAGGCAAAAUGGCUGCUGCUGCUGCUGCUGCAGUGUUGUUCGGUACAGAGGAGACAGCACAUGUCCGUGAGAGGGAACUGCUGUUAGAAAGACGACGUGAAGCAUCCGAGAGGAUCACGUCAGUGAUGACUGAGUCUGACACAAGCCAAAGGAAUCUGGAUGUCAUUAGCUCAUCGUCUUAAAUAUAUCUCUUUUUUAAAUCAAAAACUGCUGCAAGAGAUGAACUGGCUCCAAAGUGUUUAUCGUUAACGAUACAUAUUUACAUAUCGCCCACUUUCAUCUAAGUCCCGUCAGAGUUUACCUCACAACUGCGAGGAAACAACAUCUGUGGGAUUUGCAGAAAGUCUUAUUCUUGUUCUUUUUAGCCAUAAGUGUGUUACCGGUGUGUUCCACCAGAGGGCACCACAGAACUCGGAGCGUGUAGAACUACAGCAAUUACAUAAUGUUAUUAAAAAAACAUGCCGUCGCUGGAAGAGGUUAGUUUAUGGUUACGUCUCCUGAUCACGGUCCAAAAAGCAACAACUGCCCCGUCGUAUCUGACACGUGAAGCCCUGAAAUGAACGGCGCCGUGGCAACGGCCAGAAUCUGCCCCUACACUGCCUCCUACUGUUCAUGUGGGUAUUGCAUCUUGCUGACAUGUAGCCUUAAUAUCUGAGUACGACAUAAACAACCGACAGAACAAAAACGACAGCAUGUUUUAGUGUUUGCUGGUGUUGUUCAGCUGUGUGUCGUCAUCCUGUGAGUUUCAGGCCCAUUUUACAAACUGAUGUUGAACGAAAAAGAAAAUCCCUUUAAUCAACGUUUCAGUUUGGUGGAAGAAUUAAAGAGGAAUCCUAUGAAAGGUGCUUGGUGUUAACGUACAGUCGUUCCACAGGAGAAAGGAAAAAAAAUUAGAAAUCUCACAACUUUUUAAAGGAUAAAAUCACCUGAAAAUAGAAGUUUUAUAUAUUUUCUCGACAUUUAUUGGAAAUUAGUGAUUGAAAAACAAACAUCAGGGUCGUUGGUGAUCUGUUUGCUCACGUCGACCACUGAAGGGACCAAAUCAUGUUUUCUAGUUGUUUCUUAUCAUCAGAGCAGCUCAUCACACGGAUGAUACACAAAACAUAAAGUUACAUUUUGUAGAUUGAAGGUCAUGUGUCCUUGAACAUUUUUACAGAUUGUCUUUUCUUUUCUUUUUUAAUCUUCGGACAUGUUGGUUUGAUAUGCAGUUAAGAGGGAAAAUCACUGCUCCUGUCAAAUUAAAGUCCAGGUUUUAUAUUGACAUUAAAUAUGAUUAUUUAACAAGCUUCUAACUGCCAAGUCUAAAACGAUCAAUACAUCGAUUUACAGACGAUCAUGUGAUUUAUCUCCAACGAGCUGCAUAUCGACCAUUUCUGUUUCAUUUCUGUUUUGUUAUCAGGGCAUUUGGAAAAAUGUUAAUGCGUUUAAUGUUACAUUUAAACUAUUGCUACUUAAAGCUGCAUUGAUUGAUUUUUGUCACUAGGGGGAGCAGGUCCACGCUGAUAUCACAACAUUGGACAUUAUUAAUCUCCAUAUAAAGUUGUUAUGGUGAAAGCAAAACUGAGGAACUAGGGUAAAUAUAUGUUUUUGAAUGUUUAUCACCGACAGCGUCCGACAGCCAUUUCAUCAAUUGUUGACAAAAAAUAUUAGUGCAGCUUUAAACAUGAAAUUGACAUUUGAAAGAUUUGAUUUAUUCAGAUUACUAACGUUUGACUUGUUCAACUCUUGAGCAAAUUCUCAAUUAUAAGAAAUGAAUCAACAGUAAAGUCACAUAUUGAGUGAAUAAAAACCCAAAUUAGAUCAUUUUUUUGUAAAUGUAAUAAUCUUGUUCUGUCAGACGAAGCAGUUUCAAGGCAUCAGAUUCGACUCCCGGCCUUUAUUAUUGUCAACUUAAUAAUUAUAAAUAACUUUUUUGUAAAGAAUGUGUUACUAUAAUUUUUAAAUAAUUAAUCCAUUUCAAAUAUUUAUUUAAUUGACAAGCGUAAUUAUACGUUUGAUUACAAAAUCAUAGUUAUAAUAAUAAAACUAUUUUUAGAGCACUUUGAAAAAAUGCAGUUGCAAAUUCAUUCAAAAUAAAAUCUAAAUAAUUAUGACAUUGUUUAUUGUGAUGUUUUGAAACUGCUUCAUUUUUUAUGAAUUUCAAAGAAAUUUAAAAUUUACAAAAGAUGCCUUGAGCUUAAGGCCGAGAAACUCUGCAUCAUGUUUCACGAUGAAGAUGAAGAUGAUGAUGAUGAUGAUGCACAGAGGAGUUUCAAGUAUGAAAAUAGAUUUGAAGAGAAAUUCCACCGUGUGUCUACUUCUGUCGACGCUGGAGACAAAGUGCAUGAUCACAACAUUAAAACAAAUUAAUGCUGCUCAGAUAUUUUUGCUCACACAGACGUUUAUCAUCGUCAUCAUCAGAUCAAUAAUUAAUCCAUCGUGUCUCUUCGGAACAUCGUUCUUUUAAAACAGUCUAUUUUUAGCAGGUUUGGUUAUUUUGGGGACUCGGCUCAGUUUGUCACGUUGCUGUGGUUCGUCUGUUCCCUCUCGAACCCAAAGUCUCGUCCCGACCGCGACGACUAAAAAGUCCCGGUGCCGUAAACAAGAAGAGUGAAUAUACGUCAAAUAAAUCUAAAUAGAAAACUACAUGUGCUUCUCCACUGGGAUGCUGAGUUUCCUCCCUGCACCCUGGAGUCGCUCACUUUGCAGUAUGUCCGCUGUUUUUAUUUUUAUUUUCUUUUUUUUCUUAAGGAUUCUUGCUGCAGAAACACAGCGUCUGUCAUUUGUUGGUGAGGCAUCAUCGUCUGUAACCUAUGCAAGGUUAGUCGACAAUGUAUGUCCAUUCUGACGUCAUCAUAUUACAACAGUUUCAAUAAAUUUUGAAAGAUA